Molecule: messenger RNA, 1200 nt
Organism: Rosa rugosa (rugosa rose)
Lineage: Eukaryota; Viridiplantae; Streptophyta; Magnoliopsida; Rosales; Rosaceae
Product: elongator complex protein 6
Exons: 5
Coding region: 86-847 (253 amino acids)
Biological process (GO): tRNA wobble uridine modification
Cellular component (GO): elongator holoenzyme complex
Source: RefSeq, a predicted model, not a curated record
ACCCAAAACCGUUGAAAUCAAAAUCCCAAAUUCUCAGUCCUUAAACCCUAAAGCUCAGUGCUUUUUUGCUUCAACGAAGAAGAAGAUGGAGACCCGAAGCUUAUUGGACGAAGCUUUAGGGCUUCAACACCUCACUGGCCGCGUCCUCCUCCUCGAAGACUGCGUCGAGACCAGUGCUGCUUUCGUCCUCCACCACCUGCUUAAGCGCUCUCUCUCUCAGCCUCUUCACUCCUCCAACGUCGUCGUUUUCGUCGCCUUCGCCCAACCCUUCUCUCACUACGAUCGAAUCCUCCGAAAGCUCGGCUGCAAUUUAGUUGCGCAUAGGAACGAUAAUAAAUUCAUUUUCUUUGAUAUGCUUAGGGAUUUUUGCCCAGAUGGAGAUAAUGGGAAAGGCAGUGAUGGUGGACUGGUUUCUUUGUAUGGGAAAAUCCUGAAGACUAUAAGUGCCUUGCCUCAAGAAAACAAGAACUGCGUUACUGUUAUGAUAGACGAUGUAUCGUUAAUGGAGGUGGCUGCUAAGGGAUCUACAAAUCUUGUCUUAGAUUUUCUGCAUUAUUGCCACACUUUGAUAUCAGAAUUUGGAUGUUCCUUAGUCAUGCUUAAUCACGAGGACAUCUAUUCAGGCAUGGGGAGGCCUACGCUGAUUUUACAGAUGGAAUACCUGGCAGAUAUUCUGAUAAAGGUGGAACCUUUGGCCACUGGUUUGGCCUCAGAUGUGCAUGGACAGUUGACAGUUGUGAACAGGAGCAUUGAUGAUGGGGAGAGAUCAAGAAACAAACUGUGUAAUUUCCAUUUCAAGGUCAAGGAAAACAAUGUAGAGUAUUUCUAUCCUGGAAGCAGGACUUGAUGAGGACCAUGAAUACGUGAGGAUUCUCAAAUUGUGGAUGCAUCUAUCGGAGCUCCCAAACCCCCAGACCACAUGCUUGUUUGAUGAGCUUACUUGGGGAUAUAAUGUUGUAUUUUCCUUAUCCAACCUCAGCGGAUGUUAUUGUUACCAAUUCAUUUUAGAGGGUUUCUAAUCACACUCAAAAUUCAACAUUACUCAGAGAAUCAGAGUAAUUCUAGUUAAUUUAGAAACUGACAUCAUCUUUGUUCUCUCUUCCAUCUCCCUACAAUGUGCCUACGGAUAAGAAUGUCCAAGUAAACUGAUAGAAACUUUGUGAGUAGUGAAUGUCAUUAGAUGUUAUAUUUUAUUUGUCA